UUCUUCUUCUUCUUCUGUUGUUAUUCUGAUUCGAUCUGUUGUUGUUCUGCACUCAAUCACCAUGGCGAUGGAUCCAAACCCCAAAAGUUUCCCCAUCCUUUCCUACGUCAUGGCCCGGAUCCCCUCUCUCAGCCCUCGACCGCCGCCCGCCGGUCCUGGUUCAUCCUCCGCCCACUUCGACAUCGAACAGCCUGCUUCUCCGCCCUCCCGCCACGCCCCGCAUCAUCCCUCCGAUCCUUCCUCAUCCUCCUCUCGAAUCGUUGAUGACAUGCCCCAUCUAUCCGACCCUAAGGUCUUGGCUUCUAUGACCCGCGCUAUAUCUGAUGUCGCUCAGACCCGAUCCGUCCUCAAAACCCUCGGGGAAAGACCAGACCACGAGGCUGUCGAUACUGCCAAGGCUAAGCUCGCUGAAAUAGAAACCAAUUUGUCCGCCAAGCUCCAGGAAAUCGUGCUUUCGUCUAGGCCGGCGGAUGUGGAGUUGCUCGAGUGGAGGGCUCACCUCGCUGAGAAAGAGAACGAGUGCCGGCAGUCGGCGGAUAAAGAGAAGCAGGUGUACAAGGCAAUCAUGCAGCUGGAUGAGAUGCACGAGGCCUAUGAGAAGAUGUUGAAGGAAGCAGAGGAGAGGUUGGUGAAGAUUUACGAAUCGGCGGCUAGAGGAUUGCAGGAGGAAGACUACUUGGAUCCAGUAAGCGAGGAGGCCAAUGAGGAGGUUGCGAGGAUUCUUCAGGAAGCGAACGAGAAGGAGCUGGAACGCAUUAGUCUCUCUGGCCGACGCUUGCGGUUCUUUCCUGAAGAAUUUGGACGCGUUCGAGGAUUGGUCGUGCUUGAUAUCUCCAGCAAUCAACUAAAGGUCAUCCCGGACUCAAUAUCUGGCUUAGAAAAUCUUGAGGAGCUGAAUGCCUCAUCCAAUCUUCUUGAGUCAUUGCCCGACUCGAUUGGCUUAUUGCAAAAUCUGAAACUCCUGAAUGUCUCUGCGAACAAGUUGCAUUCCCUUCCUGACACAAUAUGCAAUUGCAGGUCUUUGGUGGAGUUAGAUGUAAGCUUCAACAGUCUAACGUACUUGCCAACAAAUAUUGGCCUUGAACUGGUGAAUUUGCAGAAGCUUGCAAUCCAAUUAAACAAGAUACGGUCACUUCCCACUUCUGUUUGUGGUAUGAGUUCUUUGCGUUACCUGGAUGCUCAUUUCAACGAGCUUCAUGGCCUUCCUCAGGCAAUUGGGAAAUUGACACAACUUGAGUUUCUCAACCUAGCCAGUAAUUUUACUGACCUUACUGAACUUCCUAAUACCUUUGGUGACUUAACCAGCCUUAGGGAACUCGAUCUUAGCAAUAACCAGAUUCAUGCUCUACCUGAUACAUUUGGCCAUCUCGAGAAUUUAAAGAAACUAAACUUGGAGCAAAAUCCUCUUAUAAUUCCGCCAACGGAAGUCGUAAACAAAGGACCAGAUGCUGUGAGGGCAUUCAUGUCCAAGAGGUGGUUUGAAAUCCUCGAGGAGGAAGAUAGAAAGAGAACUCUUGAAAUGGAAGAACAACAGGGACAGACUGGAUGGCUGACACGAAGCACCUCUUGGUUGAAGACUUACGUUUCUGGGGUUACAGAGACCGUGUCUGGUUUGGUUACUUCUCCAAGAAGUCCAAGAGACCCUUGUCUUGAUCAGCAGCUAUAAUCUGAUGCAGCUCUCUCACCAAUUUUUGUUGCUUCCUUCCCCCACGCUGAUUUUGGGUCCUUGAUGAGAUAUGCUUCGAUCAGGUUCACUGGAUUCUUUGUAGUGUCAUGAGAACUGAUAAACAAACCGAAAUUAUAAGAAAAUUUUGUUUUAAGUUUGAAGGUUGGAUGAGUCUGCAUUCUGCAAUUGUGCGUUUAUAUACUGCAAGUCUACAGCAAUUGAAGAGUCAGGGAAAAUGGUUCUGUUGUUAUACAAUUUUCCCUGGGUCAUAUCUAUGGGCCCAAUUGUACAUUUCUCCUUCUAAUAAGCAUGUUUUCCCAUCUAGCUUGAUCUGAAUAUCUCUUUCACUUUCACUCUAA
Messenger RNA from Momordica charantia (bitter melon), 2025 nucleotides. RefSeq names its product plant intracellular Ras-group-related LRR protein 9. Gene Ontology annotation, molecular function: protein binding. NCBI's taxonomy places the organism in Eukaryota, Viridiplantae, Streptophyta, Magnoliopsida, Cucurbitales, Cucurbitaceae. The record is from RefSeq and is a predicted model, not a curated record.